This is a messenger RNA of Pelobates cultripes (western spadefoot toad), 327 nucleotides long. NCBI's taxonomy places the organism in Eukaryota, Metazoa, Chordata, Amphibia, Anura, Pelobatidae. The record is from the annotation of a GenBank genome assembly.
AUGGUGGACGGCUGCUCCAUCCGAAUAUAUGACGACCUACCCUUCAACAUCCUUCUAGAGAGACAGAGGUUCAUGCCAGUGACAAGGGAGCUCCGUGAAAAAGGGAUCCGAUAUAGAUGGGGAGCAUCGGGCACUCUAGUAGUGCAACAAGGGGACUCUGUCUUAACCCUAUUAGCUCAAGAAGAUCCAAAAGAAUUCCUGAAGGCACUCCACUUACCACGGCCGGCAGAUAGGAACCCAGUAACUGAUGGGGCCAACCCGACGAGAAAAAGAACCACCGACAAGGGAGCAUCACAUAAGAAGACGAGACUGCUGAACCCACCAUAG